AUGGUCCCGUGGUGGGAGCUCCAGAUCGGGGUAUCCGUGGCCCAGCUCAUCCGCCUGGUUUCGUCCGGGGACAGCAGCAUACGGUCGAACACUCUGCUCACCAUGUUCCCAGGAGGGGUGGAGGAGAGACUCGUGCAGGACUUCCGCCUCCAUCCCAAGGGUCGCACGAAGAUGAUCGCUCUGGCGGUGCAGGGCGUGGACGAAACCAGCAGUCGCAAGGAGGAGCUGAUCAAUGCGAAAUUCUUCUGGCAGCAGCCCGGGAAGGUGGAGACCCUGAAGGCCGCAAUAGCGACCUACGGGCAGAGCUGGGCGAAGAUCAAGGAGAGGUGCGAAGAGUUCCAGGACUUGCAGACGUCGCAGCUGAAAGACAAGUGGAAGUCGCUGGUCCGUGUCGACCAGACGCUCGCUGGCAUCUCAUCUCCUGGAAAGCGGGGGAGACCAGCCAGGACCAGCUUGAUCGAACUGGAUGAGAACUGCGACGACUUUGCAGAGACUCGGGCGCAGCUCGAGAGAGAGAAGCAGAAGAACGUGGCUAACAAACAGCAGUUGGACCUCGCCAGCCAGAGGGGCCUUGCUCUGAGGCGACAGCUGGCUACGGUAGAGAAGGAGAACGAAACUCUGAGCAUAUCCCUCAAUACGUUGAACCAGCAGCAGCAGGAACUGGAGCUUGAGAUACGUGCCCGGAGAGAAUUCGCUGGGGGGUUGCGCCUGAAGUUAAACGGCACGAGCUCGCGAGUGAGAGAGCUGCUGACGGUCUGUGCCGAGGCCAGGACGGUCCACGAUGGGCUGUCGGUGACGCUGGAGGUGGAGACGCAGAAAGCCGCCUCUUUGAGGAGAUCCGAGGCUCUGAUGGCGUCAGAGGUCUCCGCCCUCCAGGAUCGGAUCGAGCUCGCCCGCAUAGAAGCUGCCGGGGUCGAGAAGAAGAAUGCCACUCUGAUCGCGAUAGAGGCAGAGUUGCAGCGGCGAUUGCAAGGGUUUGAGAAUGAGAGCGACGACGGUGCAGAGUCUAGUUUUUACAGCGCAGUCUGA
Messenger RNA from Klebsormidium nitens, 1029 nucleotides. NCBI's taxonomy places the organism in Eukaryota, Viridiplantae, Streptophyta, Klebsormidiophyceae, Klebsormidiales, Klebsormidiaceae. The record is from the annotation of a GenBank genome assembly.